CUGAGACCUCACUUCUGCGUCUCCAGGGGUGUCUGGGUCUCUUCCUGCUUCUCCCCAGUCACUCUUGGGCAGGAGUGACAGGCUGACGCUCUGGGCAAUGGUCCCCAGCCAGCCAGCCAGGAGAUGGCCGAGGCGGGAACUGUGUCGUCGCGAAGGGGUGAGGGCGUGGCAGGGCCGUGUCCGCGUCCACAGGUGAGGGCCAGGCCUUCGGAAGCCCCACACGGAGGAGGCGACCCCACCGCGCCCCCAGCACCCCGGGGCCCGCCCGGCCGCCCCGCACGCUCACCGCUUUCUCCAAAUGGCUGCGCGCCUGCUCGCUGUUCUUCGUGUGGUGGUAAAGCACCGAGCCGAGCUGCAGGUGCGUACGGGCCUCGAUUCGCUGAGGCGGCUUGAAGGGAAACACGGCCUGCAGGCAGUGAACGCACAGGCGGAUCUUGGGUGGACUGGACGUGCGGAAGUGCUCGGCGAAACCCAGGAGAGCCAGAUACCACGACUCCGCCGCCUCGGCCUGCGCCGCCUGAGCCGCGGCCGCCUGUGCCGCCGCCGCUGCCUGCGCCGCCGCCGCCGCCUGUGCCGCCAUCUUGGCCUGCACAACAACAAGCCGCCUCCACACAGAGGCGGAAGCACCUCGAGGGGCGGGGCCUGGCGCCCCUGGUGGUUCUCGCGAGAACUGCUGCGCAAGGCAUUCUGGGAUUUAUAGUGUAUAUUCGCAGUGACUGCGACUGAGGGAGAGUUUGAGGAGAAGACGACGUCUCUGCAUUAUCGCAGCUGAGAGUGACACACCUUCAUGAACUGACGCCGGCGGUUUUGUGGAGAAGACUGUUGAUGUCCUAGAAGGGGUUGGACGUGAUUGACGGAGGCCGACUACAUUUCCCAUCAGACCAAGCGCACUAUACACAGUCUCCCUCCUCUCAGGUGGCGCCGGAGCAUUGUGGGAUUGGAUGAAUCUCAAGAUGGACAACCGGGAUGUUGCAGGAAAGGCUAAUCGGUGGUUCGGGAUGGCACAGCCCAAGUCUGGAAAAAUGAAUAUGAACAUCCUCCACCAGGAAGAGCUCAUCGCUCAGAAGAAGCGAGAGAUCGAGGCCAGAAUGGAACAGAAGGCCAGGCAGAGUCAUACAGCCAGCCCACAGCCCCCUCAUCCUGGGGAAAUUGCCAACGCACAUGACUCCUGUAUCUCCAACAAGUUUGCCAAUGAUGGCAGCUUCUUGCAGCAGUUUCUGAAGUUGCAGAAGGCACAGACGAGCACAGAUCCACCCCCCAGUGCCCCUCCAAGCAUACCAACACCCAGCACCUUGAAGAGACCCCUCCUACUCAGCAAGCGGACAGGCUUGGGACUGGGCAGCCCACUGGGCCCUGUGAAGAACUACUCACAUGCCAAGCAGCUGCCCGUUGCACACCGGCCGAGCGUCUUCCAAUCCCCUGAUGAUGAUGAUGAAGAGGACUAUGAGCAAUGGCUGGAGAUCAAAGUUUCACCCCCAGAGGGAGCCGAGACUCGGAGAGUGAUAGAGAAGCUGGCCCGUUUUGUGGCAGAAGGAGGCCCUGAGCUAGAGAAAGUAGCUAUGGAAGACUACAAGGAUAAUCCUGCCUUCACAUUUUUACAUGAUAAGAAUAGCAGGGAAUUCCUGUACUACAGAAAGAAGGUAGCUGAGAUCAGAAAGGAAGCCCAGAAGCCACAGGCAGCCACCCAGAAAGUUUCACCCCCAGAGGAUGAAGAGGCCAAGAACCUUGCAGAAAAGUUGGCCAGGUUCAUAGCAGACGGGGGUCCUGAGGUGGAGACCAUCGCCCUACAGAAUAACCGCGAGAAUCAGGCCUUCAGUUUUCUCUAUGACCCCAACAGCCAAGGGCAUAGACACUACCGGCAGAAGCUGGAGGAAUUUCGGAAAGCCAAGGCAGGCUCCACAGGCUCCGUCCCUGCUCCUGCUCCCAACCCCAGCCUGCGGCGCAAGUCAGCCCCUGAAACCUUGUCAGGGGCUGUGCCCCCCAUCACUGCCUGCCCCACUCCAGUGGCCCCAGCACCUGCUGUCAACCCCACUCCAUCCAUCCCUGGGAAGCCCACCACCACGGCCACUGUGAAGAGGAAGCGGAAGAGUCGAUGGGGGCCUGAAGAGGACAAAGUGGAACUGCCACCUGCCGAACUGGCACAGAGGGACAUAGAUGCCUCGCCUUCACCUCUGUCAGUCCAGGAUCUCAAGGGACUUGGUUACGAGAAGGGGAAACCUGUGGGCCUGGUGGGUGUCACAGAGCUGUCUGAUGCACAGAAGAAGCAGCUGAAGGAACAGCAGGAGAUGCAGCAGAUGUAUGACAUGAUUAUGCAGCACAAGCGUGCUAUGCAGGACAUGCAGCUGCUGUGGGAGAAGGCGCUACAGCAACACCAGCAUGGGUACGACAGUGAUGAGGAGGUGGACAGCGAACUGGGCACCUGGGAGCACCAGCUGCGGCGCAUGGAGAUGGACAAGACACGGGAGUGGGCAGAGCAGCUAACACAGAUGGGUCGGGGCAAGCACUUCAUUGGUGACUUCCUGCCCCCUGAUGAGCUGGAGAAGUUCAUGGAGACCUUCAAGGCCCUGAAGGAGGGUCGAGAGCCAGACUACUCAGAGUACAAGGAGUUCAAGCUGACAGUGGAGAACAUUGGCUACCAGAUGCUCAUGAAGAUGGGCUGGAAGGAGGGCGAGGGGCUGGGCACUGAGGGCCAGGGCAUCAAGAACCCAGUGAACAAGGGUGCCACCACAGUAGACGGAGCUGGCUUUGGCAUUGACCGGCCAGCUGAGCUCUCUAAGGAAGAUGAUGAGUAUGAGGCCUUUCGCAAGAGGAUGAUGCUGGCCUACCGCUUCCGGCCCAACCCCCUGAACAACCCCAGGCGGCCCUAUUACUGAAUACUCUGGAAACACGAAGUCUACUUUCAGAUCGGCCAUCCUGGGACUGUGAAAUGUUCUGGCCUACAUCUCUGGCCACCCUGUUGUCACAAGUGUUGUGCUGUGUAUUAAAGUCCUAAUGCUCUCCUCCCAGCA
Molecule: messenger RNA, 3008 nt
Organism: Onychomys torridus (southern grasshopper mouse)
Lineage: Eukaryota; Metazoa; Chordata; Mammalia; Rodentia; Cricetidae
Gene: Sugp1
Product: SURP and G-patch domain containing 1
Exons: 14
Coding region: 942-2873 (643 amino acids)
Biological process (GO): RNA processing
Cellular component (GO): nucleoplasm
Molecular function (GO): RNA binding
Source: RefSeq, a predicted model, not a curated record